GGGCUCCGCGGGCCAUGGCGGAUCUCACGGUGUGCGCGUUCCUCACCAAGGUGCUGUGCGCCCACGGCGGCCGCAUGCUCCUGCCGGACCUGCGCGGCCACGUGGAGCUGUCGGAGGCGAAGCUGCGGGCGGUGCUGCGGCGCGCGGGCCCCGAGCGCUUCCUGCUACAGGAGGUGGAGCUGCGCGACGGCCCGUGGGACCCGGAGGCCGAGGUGGCGGUGGGCGCGGGCGCGGGCGCGGGCGGCGGCGCCACGGCCUGCAGGGUGGUGGCCGUGUCCUCCGCUCGCCUCUGCGCCCGCUACCAGCGCGGGGAGUGCCAGGCCUGCGACCAGCUGCACUUGUGUCGUCGCCACAUGCUGGGCAAGUGCCCCCACCGCGACUGCUGGUCUACCUGCGCUCUGUCUCAUGAUAUCCACACACCUAUCAACAUCCAGGUCAUGAAGAACCGCGGGCUUUUUGGCCUAAACGAAGCGGAGCUUCGAAUCCUGCUUUUGCAGAAUGACCCCUGCCUUUUCCCAGAGGUCUGUUUGCUGUACAACAAAGGUGGUGACGUCCUCUAUGGCUACUGCAACCUCAAGGAUAAAUGCAAUAAGUUUCAUGUGUGCAAAUCCUUUGUCCGGGGCGAAUGUACACUUCAGACCUGCAAGCGGUCCCACAAGCUCAUUCAGGCCACCACCCUGAAGUUGCUAGAGGACCAAGAGCUAAGUGCUUCAAGUGUCGUGAACUUCCAGAUAAUCUCUGUCUACAAGCAUAUGAAGCUGCACAAGAUGCCUGAAGAUGAAGACAGCACGGCCUCUGCUGAGCACUCACAAGGCAUUGAGAAGCAACGGACUCUUGGGGCCGGGGCUGGAGAAGCCAGGCCUCUCGCCCCCGCCCCUGCUCAAUCGCCCCGGAAGGCCCAGUAAACCUUAAGGAGCAUGGAGGAAGUGAGAAGCAGCAUGUCUGUUUUGGAGGGUCAGAAGCAAGACUUCGGCUGAGCUGGAGUUUGUAGCCAUUCUCUCUUCCCUUACUUAAUAACACUGGCAACUUUAAUACCUAUCUCAUCCCUGAUUGCGAGAGCCCAGGGUGGAAACAAAUGUACACUUGUGAAUGAGGUUGGAUCUGGAGCGGGCAAAGAGGGGGUAAAAAUCUGAGCACAGCAGGGGUUCAGUCCAGGGCAAAUCCUGAAGGUGUAGCCUCUGCCUGCAGUUCCUAUGUGCCUUUCCAGCCACAGGAUGGAGGGCAGGCUCCUGCUGCCUCCUCUGUCAGCUGGCACUUUCUAGACUCCAUUCACACAGCUUGCAUUGUAGACAUCACAGAGUUUGCACCCUCUGCGUAUUAUUUGUUAGUUUGGUUUAUACAUAAUCCCUUUUGCACUGAAUUGUUUAUAUAGUUUAAUUGUCUUCCUCAUGUUGGAAUG
Molecule: messenger RNA, 1399 nt
Organism: Mesocricetus auratus (golden hamster)
Lineage: Eukaryota; Metazoa; Chordata; Mammalia; Rodentia; Cricetidae
Gene: Zc3hav1l
Product: zinc finger CCCH-type containing, antiviral 1 like
Exons: 4
Coding region: 15-905 (296 amino acids)
Source: RefSeq, a predicted model, not a curated record